Molecule: messenger RNA, 2720 nt
Organism: Tachyglossus aculeatus (Australian echidna)
Lineage: Eukaryota; Metazoa; Chordata; Mammalia; Monotremata; Tachyglossidae
Gene: CFAP20DC
Product: CFAP20 domain containing
Exons: 20
Coding region: 1-2481 (826 amino acids)
Source: RefSeq, a predicted model, not a curated record
AUGGCAGUGAGUAGCAGGCAACAGAAGAAGGAGAGAGGAAGAGAUUGGAGUUGGGCUUCAGGCCUCCACACAGCUGCCAGAGUUCCAGUGGUUUGGGUACAUCACCAGGAAAAUCUGAUGUUGGUUUGCAAUAAGGUCCAAAAACACAAGCUAUGGGUUAAUGCUAAUUGCCCCCAUUACCUUCUUUUUAUGCUCCAUUUAAGAGAGGAAAAGAGACAGGACGCAGAUAUUGGAGGCCCAUUUGUAGAAAUUUUCAGUGCUCAAGGAAAAAAUCCUGGGACAAAAUGGAAGAUGUUUGGCAAUCCUUCUGUAAUUUGGAAAGAAUUCGAUAAAGAUGCUAAAAGCUUUGUCUUUGCCCUUGAAGGCAGCAGCCAAACCAUCAAAAUGCAGUUACCAAAGGAGAGUAAGCAAGUCCUUGGACUGAUCCAGCGAUUUCUAGUACUCCAGAUUUAUGUACCCCUGGGAAAAGACUUCUCUACUGAAUUGCUGAUAACUGACUUAGGAAACAUUAAAAGAAGAUUGUUUUUGUCAACAGUCUUCAAGGAGUUGUCAGCAACCCCUCUCCAUGCAAAGAUUCCUCUUUUCAUAAUAAAACGCCAAAUUUGGUGUAAUCUGUGCAUUGAUAUGGUAGCAUUCACCAGUGAAAUAUUUAAGGGAGCCAUUUUCCAGUCCUUGGAUGGCAUUAUCGUUUCAGCAAAUUGUAAGCUACGAAAGAUCUUCACUUUGAAAUCAAUUCCUCAAGACAUGAAUGAUAAAUUUGCAGAUGAAUCUUCAGAUAUUAUUCCUCGAAGCUGCCAAUUUACUAAAGAUGUGCCUCAAAUUACACAGCUGCUAAAUAUGACUAAACUCCCUAUCCACCCAAAUGAAAUAUACCUUGGACCUCAUCCUUUAACCUCAGGAGAAGUGAGAUUGCUGCCAGAUCAGUUGAUUAACAGAGGACCGAGCAGUUCAUGGAGCAGUAAAAAUCAAAAUGUAUCUCACAUUGCAUUUGGAUCCAAGGUCAGUGGACGACCUCGUCCUUUUGGCAGAGGGCACAGUAUGAGGACAUCUGGAGAGGCAAAGCCCACUGGUAUCCGAAGUAAUAAAUCAUCCCAAGUCCCCUCUACAGGUAAAGGUACUGACAGAUCUGAAAUAUCAGCUUCACAAUUACAUGAGACAGCAGAUCAAGGAGGCAAUGAAUAUAUUUAUCAAAAAAGGCAAACCUCAUCCAAUUAUGCAGUUCUACAUAUUGGGCAUCCACAUCCUCCUAAAGAACCAUCAGCAGAGCAGAAUUAUGACAGAAGAUUAUAUUUUAAAAGUGCUGGAAAAGAAAAGAUGGAAACACCUAAUGGUAGUUCCUCAGGAAUUAACAAAAAUGAAAAUAAAGCAAUAAUUAAACCAAACAUUGCUUCCUGUGAAAGAAUGAUCGAGAGAGAGACAGUGAAAACCUUCAGUAUGCAAGCAAAGUCACCUAAUCGAACAGUUUUUUUAAAAUUUUCCAAAAAAAUUUCAUCUGGCAGUCAAUAUCAAAAGAUCAUCUGCAUGGCUAUGCUAUCACUAUUCUUAUUACAACGGAAAUACUUCAAAGUUGUAGUGAUGAGCAUGUCAGCAUUUCUUCAUGAGCAGAGAGAUGUUGCUGGGAGCAUUGCUUCAAUGCUGAAAACAUUGUUUUCCAGAGCCUCAUUGUUGGUAAUUGUGUCUGGCCAUUUGAUGUUGAAAUGGAUAUUUCCUGAAAACUGUAAAGAAUAUUCUCACUUGGAUUCCAGGAAACAAUCCAUAGCUCAUGGUGACAACUACUGCAAUAAUUUAUGCCAACUGCCCGAAGUUAACAAAGAAAAUGAAAAUAACAAUCAAGUGAAGGAAAUGCAAACUAAUGCAGAGGUCUUCACAUUUUCCUCAAUGCCUCGAUUGGCACCUUAUGGAAAGUCUAAGAAAAUUUUCUCAGAAUUGCGUCCAUUACCUUUGGCUCUAAAAGAGGAUAAUAAGAGGGAGAAGAGAGGAGCCCAAAUGGAAGAUGAUUUCUGUGGCAGUGACAGCAAUGAAGAGGAAUAUAACUGGAGAAAGUACCAAUUGAGCCAAAUGAGCAUAACUGAGUUGAAUAUGUUGGCCAGCAUGAGAAGACAACAGAAAGAAGAACUUGAGGAUUCUGUAAUCUCACAUCUGCUGAAUGCAUCUCAGUUUGAAAAGUAUAACAUCAGCAUGAGUUCCAGCAGUGAUGAUACCACUUAUCUUUCACCACCUACCAGUCAGGGACGUUAUUAUCAGAAAGAAAUGAACCCUCCUCAUUCCAACCCAAGGGACUGGUUAAAUAUGUUCAGCCCACCUUUCAUUCCUUCUUGCGAACAGCCAAUGGAAUGCAAGCAUUCAUCAGGAAAUUUGAAUAUCCAAGGUGAAGACAGCAUCAUUGUAGAAGAAGCUGAAGAAAUUUUGACUCUCUUGUAUGAUCCAUGUCUGAACUGUUAUUUUGAUCCCCAAACAGGAAAAUACUAUGAAUUGGCUUAGUUCAUUCGUUCAGUAAAGAGAAGUCAGAUGGAACAGUACAGCAUUUUAGAAUUGUGUAAAACCCUAUUUAGAGUGUUCAUUUGUGUUUAGUAUUAUUGUAAUUGGAUUGAAAGUGUGGUAGACAUUUGUAAAUAGUGUAAAAUGUUUGGAAAUAGCCACAUUGUUUAGACAGCUUAAGACUCAUUCAAAACAGAGUAGGAAUUGAUAUGUCUAACUUUUAGGGCUUUUGAUGUUGCAGG